CCGGCACGGCCCCGCCGCCACCGGGAGGGACCGGGACGGGGACCGGGACCGGCACCGGGACGGGGACAGGGACCGGCACCGGCACCGGCACCGCCAGGUGGCAGCCGUCGGGGGCCACCACCGCGCACCAUCCCCUGUCCCCUGUCCCCUGUCCCCCGUCCCCCGCCCCGCACCCCCCGGCCAUGCAGGCUGCGCCGCCGCCCGUCCCCGCCGUCACCAUGCACCAGGGCUACGCGGCCGUGCUGUGUGUCCUGGCCGUGCUGAGGCUGGAGGCUGCCGCGCUGGGCGAGUGUGAGCUGGUGCGGCUGCUGCAGGACCAGCUGCGCUACGAGAAGCGCCUGCAGUACACGAAGCACUACUUCCCUGUCGGAUACACGCUGCGGGUCCAGUACGAGGAGGUGCUGAGGCCGGCCAACAUCACACGCCUGCGUGCCGGGGCGGCCUCGGAGGCCUCGCUGCGCUACCUCUGGUUCCACGUCAGCGUGCAGGCGGUGCAGCGGAUCCGCGAGGUGCUGCCGGAGCAGCACCCAUCAUGGCCCUACGCCCGCGACCUGGGCCAGCUGCUCGACGCCCUGGGCCAGGAGUACUGGCAGUACCGGCAGAGCGACGUGGCGGCGGCGGUGGCCGAGCUGGUGCAGCGGCUACACAGCGGUGAGCGGCGCCCCAAGGCCGUGCGCCCCAAGGCACUGCUGGACAACUGCCUGCGGGUGCUGCGGAUGCUCUUCGGGGCACCCUGUCGGUGGGGAGCCACGGAGAGCGGCGGCGAGGCGGGGAGCCAGCGAGGAGGAGGAGGAGGAGGGUGAAGGGCACGCUGGGUGGGGGGCUCUUCGGGCAUUUCGUGUUCUUUUUUAUGUUUCUAUUCUAAUUUUUUAUUUUUUUAAUGCUUUUUAUUUUUUAUUCUUUAUUUUUUAUUAUUUUUUAUUCCUUCUUUAUUUUUUUAUUUUCUUCUUUUUUAUUUUCUUCUUUUCUUUAGUUUCUUUUUUUCUUCUUCUUUUUUUAAUUUCUUUAUUCUGUAUUUUUAUUUUAAAAUUUCUUUUAGCUUUUUAAAAACUCACCCGUUUUUAACAUUU
This is a messenger RNA of Cygnus atratus (black swan), 1070 nucleotides long. It is a transcript of the gene IL34, whose product is annotated as interleukin 34. The record is from RefSeq and is a predicted model, not a curated record. The transcript has 7 exons. Bases 183 to 803 code for a protein of 206 amino acids. Gene Ontology annotation, molecular function: cytokine activity; macrophage colony-stimulating factor receptor binding. NCBI's taxonomy places the organism in Eukaryota, Metazoa, Chordata, Aves, Anseriformes, Anatidae. Gene Ontology annotation, biological process: positive regulation of protein phosphorylation; positive regulation of cell population proliferation; positive regulation of monocyte differentiation.